AGGAGCGCAGAGGAGUGCCUGUACGCUGCGGAGAGCCGACACACGCACACAGCCUCCUCCCCCACUAACUCCGCACUCGUUUACCGGUGAAACGCCACCGACUCCCGGCUCUGAACGGUCCUCGUCACCGCUGAACCCCGGUCUGCACCCGGCAGCGCACGCACUCGACCAGCGGUCCUCACCCCGGUAGGCCUGACGCAGCAGCAUCAUCAUGGAGGAGUUAGACGUCCCACAGAUGAGGAGAGAAGUGGAAAGCCUUCAGUAUCAGCUGGCAAUCAACAGAGAGAAAUCUUCCAUCACCGUCACUGAGUUGGUGAAAUGGAUUGAAGGAUGUGUUUGCGAAGAUCCGUUUCUGAACCCAGAGCUGAUGAGAGCCAACCCCUGGGUGGAGAAGGGCAAAUGUGUGAUCCUUUAGCGGUCACACACACACACACACACACACACACACACACACACACACACACACACACACACACACACACACACACACACACACACACACAAUCACGGAUGCAUACAAACUAAAGAACGACGCACUGCACUAAUUCACAUGCUCACUCACACACAUCAUCAGUGCUAUUACCAUGUUUCUUUAUUCUGAAUGCUGUUACUUUCUGUGGAGACUACUGAAUGUGUGAGUGUGCAGCACCGAGUAGCUUUCUAGAGGUUUGUUUUGAUGACAGCACCUUUUUAUUGGCUCUUUACACUGUCGAUCCAAAUAAAGACUGUUUUGAAUUUAA
Archocentrus centrarchus (flier cichlid) is the source of this 740-nucleotide messenger RNA. RefSeq names its product guanine nucleotide binding protein (G protein), gamma 13a (gene gng13a). Gene Ontology annotation, cellular component: heterotrimeric G-protein complex. NCBI's taxonomy places the organism in Eukaryota, Metazoa, Chordata, Actinopteri, Cichliformes, Cichlidae. Gene Ontology annotation, molecular function: G-protein beta-subunit binding. Gene Ontology annotation, biological process: phospholipase C-activating G protein-coupled receptor signaling pathway; sensory perception of taste. The transcript has 3 exons. The record is from RefSeq and is a predicted model, not a curated record. Bases 212 to 415 code for a protein of 67 amino acids.